Bufo bufo (common toad) is the source of this 877-nucleotide messenger RNA. It is a transcript of the gene GIMD1, whose product is annotated as GIMAP family P-loop NTPase domain containing 1. Gene Ontology annotation, molecular function: GTP binding. The transcript has 3 exons. The coding region runs from base 91 to 738 and encodes 215 amino acids. The record is from RefSeq and is a predicted model, not a curated record. NCBI's taxonomy places the organism in Eukaryota, Metazoa, Chordata, Amphibia, Anura, Bufonidae.
CCACAUGGUCCUAAGACGUAUUCUUCUAUGACAUCACACAGCUAUUUCUCGACAUAUUUGGCAUGUAACCAGACCAUUUCUAGAGAAUAAAUGGAUGAUAACAAUGAGAUCACUAUUAAUCUCCUUCUCCUGGGAAAGACGCAAUGUGGUAAAAGUUCUCUUGGAAACAGCCUGCUGGGAAGUUAUGAAUUUGAAAGUAGGAUUUUCCCACAAUCUGUGACUAAAGAGUGCCGACUCUGCAGAAUGCGAAUACCCGAUUUUGCUCGGCGGAUGGGGAGAGAGCUGAGCCUGAGACUGCAGGUGCUGGACACACCUGGCAUUCCUCAUAGCAGCCUGAACCAGGAUGAGGUGAAGAAGAGAGUGCGAAAAGCCCUCUCAGAGCACUUUCCAGAGGGCUUACACAUGGCUCUCCUAGUGCUAAGGGCUGACAUACCACAUUGUGAAGAAGAUAACCAGCACACUGUCAAAUUAACAGAGGAUCUCCUGGGCCCUAACUGGAAGUAUUUCACUGCUGUGGUAUUCACUCAUGCCGCAGCGCUAGAAGAAAUGAGGAUGACAAUAGAGAAGUUCAUGAGCUUUGCUCCAAAAAGCCUUUCUAGCCUCCUGGAAAAUGUGCAUGGUCGAUGUAUCUUUAGGGACCAUCAACAUGAAACACUACGUGAGGAAAGAGCGGUAUUGGCCAAUCAGAUCUGGCAUUUUGUCAGACAGAACAGUUAUCAGACUUUAAAGUGUACAUGACACUCCCCUGGAAUGGAGGUACAACAUGGACGGCUACCAUUCACUACAAGAGUUUACUGUAUGCUAAUGAAAUGAAUGGAUGUACAUUCUAAUUUACAUAUUCAUACACGUUUGGUUAUAUUUCAUAAAUGACACUGUU